GGGAGGGGGUUUCUGCGAGUGGAGCUGAAGGGACCUGUUGAUCGUCUGGGAUGGAGGAGCCAAACAGCCAAAUAUGACCUUAAACUGAGUCACAAAGGAGGAUUUGUAUGCCGGCACUCUGUCAGGGACCAAUGGAGAUCAUGGAUGCUCAGUAUGCCUUGGAAGCUGUGGAGAGACUUCAAGCCAAAUUGAAAGAGAGAGGAGAGGCACCAACUCAAGAGAAACUAUCCCUGCUAAAGACUGUUCUCCAGAGCCCCCUGUUUCUUCAUAUACUCAGCUUGCAGCAAGCCCAGCGGAAGCCCCCGGCAAAGGGGAAGGGCAUUUCCAAGUCUGUGUCCAUGAACUGUGGCCCCUGUCCGGGUGUAGCUGUGGGCCUGGGGAACCUCUGCCACAGUGACUCAUACACAUGGGCUGUGGAGAACCGGAGAUCCUUUCAGAGAGAUGGCAGCAAUGCCUCUCUCACCUCCCAGGAGAUGUCGUUCUCAGAGAUCUACCAAGACAACUCUACUAUCACCGAGUCCCAGUACUGCACUCCUCCUCGAAUCAACCGCACCAUGUCAAUGGGGAGGAACCUUUCUGCUAUUGCACAUGAGAGGCGUCACAUUGAGAUAAUAGAGCUGACCAAUGACGGGAAAGGCCUCGGUUUUGGCAUUGUAGGAGGACGUAGCUCUGGAGUCUUGGUCAAGACCAUCCUGCCUGGGGGCGCAGCUGGAAGGGAUAAGCGUCUAUGUGGUGGAGAUCAGAUCCUUCGCAUUGGAGAUACAGAUUUGGCUGGCAUGAGCAGCGAGCAGGUGGCACAGGUGUUGCGAAAUGCAGGUAGCAGGGUGAAACUACUCAUCGCCAGAGACAUGACCAGGGACAAUCACCUCUCCUCUCCGGUCCUCAACCAGGACAAUGUGGAUGGGAAGCGUAAUGACUUCAACAAUGACUACGAGUUUAGUGUCCAGUUCACUAAAAACAGUCGAGGUUUGGGAUUUACCAUCUCUAGCUACGUGGGAGACCUUAACUCAGUCUACAGUGCUGGUGUGAUGGUAAAGAGUGUGGUGAAGGGCAGCUCUGUGGAUCAGGAUGGACACAUGCGCGUUGGAGACAUCAUACUCUCUGUUGAUGGGGUGAGUCUUCAGGGCUGCAGUGAACAGCGAGCCAUGGAGGUGCUCAGGAGAACAGGUUCCCUGGUCAGACUGCGGUUGCUGAGGAAAGCUGUCUGUCUGAGUCACAUCAUGCCCUCAGUUCCUCCUCUGCAGCCUCUACGACACUCCCACAGCUUCCACGAGGGCAACCAUUACAGAAUGAACCUCAACAAGAUUCAGGAGACAGGAAUCUCUUCUCUGCGUGAAAUCUCCUGGCGAGCGGCAUAUGCUAGCAGGCGACCUCGAUACAAUUCCAGGGACGGUGUGAAACUGACUCCAGAGGAAGAGGAAGACCUGAGGAAGAGAUGGCAGCAUGCAGUCGGACUUCGAUAUGAAGUGAUUGUGUGUCAGUUGGAGCGGUUCAGUGAGACCAGCGGACUGGGCAUCAGUCUGGAGGCUCGGGCCGGACAUCACUACCUGUGCUCCAUUUUACCUGAAGGUCCCGUUGGCCAAAGUGGAAGGAUCUUCAUUGGAGACCAAAUAUUGGAGGUGAAUGGGAUUCCUCUGAUUGGAGAGUCCCAUAAAGAGGUGGUCAAUAUUCUGAAGGAGCUGCCAGUGUGUGUUUACGUCGUCUGCUCUCGCAUCGUUCCGCCUUCAGUUCGAGCGAGCGAUGUGGACGAUGAUGACGCCUGUCUCAGUCUCAAAGAUCUGCUGGCUGAGUUCAAUGACAAGCUGGACCAGGGUUGUGUCAUCCCCUGUCCUACAGCCGAGGACAUUACCAAGCGUGGCGUGCCUCCUAUGUCACCUCCUCUGGCCAUGUGGGAGAAGGAGGCUCAAGUGGUUGAGCUGGAAAAAGGCGAGUCGGGACUGGGCUUCAGUAUCCUGGACUACCAGGAUCCAGAAGACGCCUCAAAAACAGUCCUGAUAAUCCGAUCCUUGGUACCUGGAGGUGUAGCGGAUCAAGAUGGCCGCCUGCUACCUGGGGACAGACUAGUGUUUGUUAAUGAAACAGACCUGGAAGGUUCCAGUCUGGAUUAUGCUGUGCAUGUUCUUAAGUCCACUGACUAUGGCCCGGUUCGCAUCGGUAUUGCCAAACCACUGCCGCUGGAGCUGUGUGGUGGCUUGACGCCCAUCGCUGAGAGGAGUGCAAGGGCCUCGACCGAUGACGCAGACAGCCAGACCCAGGCCAGCCUGCUAGCUGCAGCAGCUGAGGUGCAUUUCAACACAACAACUUGGAACUCGGAGGACAACAGCUUCAGCCAGCCACGCUACACGGAAAACCAGCUGCGGUAUCGCUGCAGUGCAAUGGAGGAUGACAAUGUGCAGCAAGCUCCUCCUCUGCCUCCUCGCACAAGCUUUGAGAAGACAAUCACUGUUGUCCGGGGCAACCGUAGCCUUGGGAUGUCGGUGAGCGCUAUCAAGGACGGCACAGGCAUGCUGGUCCGGAGCGUGGUCCAAGGGGGCUCUGUUUGCCAGGAUGGCAGGCUGGGGGUGGGGGAUAUCAUCCUGGCCAUCAAUGGAGAGCCCACCUCCAACGUGAGCAGCGCCCAGGCCAGGGCCAUGCUGCGCAGACAUUCUGUCCUGGGGCCGGAGAUGAGUGUAAUCUACGUUCCAGCUCACCAGGUGGAUGAAUACCGAAGUCGCCUGUGUUUGCCCCCUCUGGCUUCCAUUUCAACAGACAGUGCAUCUUCUUCACCGACACUACCAACACCUUCUCCUGGGCCUGCGCUAGCCCCCACCAGGUCCUCCAGCCCCACAGUGUCAUCAACGCUCAGACUCUCUGCCUCAGUCAAAACCAAAGCGACAGCACUGGACCAGAACACAGUCAGGACCUCUGCUUCAUUUAAAGCGGUGUCUAAAGGCCCGGCCGCCAUGCCUACGAUCAGUCUAGCACCAGACACAAGUUGGCAAGUCCCAAAAUAUCUACCUCCAAAAAAUAAGGAAAAUGGAAGAAAUGGAGACACCGUGAAGGAGACAACGGACAAAACAAACAUAGACGGAAGAUUCCCGAGGCCAGAUGUGCAGAUAACGGUGGACGGUAAAGACGAGAAAAAGGACGAGCUCUGUUCUCACACCGCAGGAUGUUGGGAUCAGCCGAAAAGUGUGCGGCUCAGUCGAGCACCAGGCCAGUCCCUGGGCAUCAGCAUCAUGGGAGGCAGAGGAAUGGGCAGAAGACUGAGCAGUGGAGAGAUGAUGAGGGGCGUCUUCAUCAAGCACAUCAGCCCCGACAGCCCAGCAGCACAUAAUGGCUCCCUCAGGGUUGGAGACAGGAUCCUAGAGGUGAGCGGUGUGGACUUAAGAGAUGCCAGCCACGAGCAGGCAGUAGAGGCCAUCCGCCGGGCCGGAGACUCCGUGAUCCUCAUAGUCCAGUCCGGACAAGACAGAUCUCUGUCUCCUCAUCCCAUCAAUCAUGAAAGACUAUCUCCAACGCCGCUGUCCAACACACACAACAACAAGGCACCUUCGCCAACAUCCGAUAGAGUGGAUCGGAGAAGCCCCGUAAAUGUCCUGGCACCAGUCGUGGCGAUGCCUGAAUAUGGGGAAGACACCAGCAGGAAGAAAAUGCUUCAGCGCUACGGCAGCCUGUCAGGGAAGCUCCACAUGAUUGAGCUGGAGAAAGACUCCGCAGCUCGUGGUCUGGGAAUCGGCCUCGCAGGCAACAAGGAGGGCUCCAGGGCUCGCAUGAGUGUCUACGUGGCAGACAUAGACCCUCAAGGGCCUGCCGGGUUAGACAAGAGGAUACAAGUUGGAGACGAACUACUCGAGAUUAAUGGACAGAUCCUGUAUGGCCGUAGUCACCAAAAUGCUACUACUAUCAUCAACAAUGCCCCAUCUAAGGUCAAGAUUAUUCUUAUCAGAAAUAAAGCAAGUCAGCUGGUGAAAGAAAUCAGGAGAGAGUGUGAGGACACCGUGGACUCCCAGCCAGACGCUGCAGAGGGUGAAGGAUUUUCCGGAGACAUCGAGCACAUCAUUCUACCUCAGGACCAUGUAGGUCUGGGCCUUUGCCUCGCAGAGGACGAGUUCAGUAGUGGAGUGGUGGUCAGGUCUCUUAUUCGGCAUGGCACUGCCAGUAAGCUCUCUUCAAGCAGCAAUGACACGGGCAUAUUUGUGUCAGAAAUCAUCAGAGGAGGUGCAGCAAAUUCAGAUGGAAGGUUGUCGCACGGUGACCAGAUUUUGUCAAUCAACGAGGAGGAUGUUCGUGCAGCAACUCAGGAGCAUGCACAGAUGCUUCUCCAGAGUUGCACUGGAAGCGUUCACCUGGAAGUUGCUCGUUUCAAAGCCGGAGUGCAAAACUCUCACAGAUGUCAGAGUGAAGACUCAGACUCUUCCACUGCGACACCUUCAAGUGGAUGUGAUGCAGCCUCUGGCCACCAGAGGGCAACAGAGAACACAACAGAAAGCCACAUGCUGAAAGACCCUGACAUCAGAAAAGUAAUCAUAUCAAAGGGUCCAUGUGACAAUCUGGGCAUCAGUUUAGCCGGAGGACAUGGCAGUCCCCAUGGCAACGUACAUCUUUUUAUUGCUACCAUGGAUACCAAUGGACUGGCUGCCAAAACACAAAAACUACAGACCGGAGACAGGAUCCUAAGCAUCAAUGAUGUGUCCACUGUGGGAAUGACUCAUGACCAGGCUGGAGCCCUGCUGAACACCAAUGGAACCAUCAGUCUGCAGGUGGCAUCAGGUUUUGGUGGAUUCAGCCCACAGAAUCCCAGCGGUGAGGAUGUCAGGUCAUCAGACCUAACAAGCAGCAUGACCUGCUCUCAAAAUAACUUCUGCCCUCGCAUGUACAAAACCAUCACCUUGGAGAGGGGCUCGUCGGGCCUGGGCUUCAGCAUUGUAGGAGGGUUUGGCAGCCCUCAGGGGGACCUGCCGAUCUACGUCAAAACUAUUUUCAACAAGGGUGCGGCCGCUGAAGACGGCAGGCUGAAGCGUGGCGAUCAGAUCAUUGCUGUGAACGGACACUGCCUGGAGGGCGUGAGUCACUCUGAAGCUGUGGAUAUCCUGAAGAAGACCAAAGGAAAUGUAGUCCUCACUGUGCUCUCCUGAGAUUACCUCAUUUGACUUAAUCUGACUGAAACAACUCUGAAUGGAGCAGCUUCUUGUAGAACUGCUUCACCCAAGAC
Nematolebias whitei (Rio pearlfish) is the source of this 5194-nucleotide messenger RNA. Its product is annotated as multiple PDZ domain protein. The record is from RefSeq and is a predicted model, not a curated record. Gene Ontology annotation, molecular function: protein binding. The transcript has 39 exons. The coding region runs from base 108 to 5117 and encodes 1669 amino acids. NCBI's taxonomy places the organism in Eukaryota, Metazoa, Chordata, Actinopteri, Cyprinodontiformes, Rivulidae.